This is a messenger RNA of Mobula hypostoma (lesser devil ray), 3901 nucleotides long. Its product is annotated as katanin p60 ATPase-containing subunit A1-like. NCBI's taxonomy places the organism in Eukaryota, Metazoa, Chordata, Chondrichthyes, Myliobatiformes, Myliobatidae. Gene Ontology annotation, cellular component: microtubule cytoskeleton. Gene Ontology annotation, biological process: microtubule severing. Gene Ontology annotation, molecular function: ATP hydrolysis activity; microtubule severing ATPase activity; microtubule binding. The record is from RefSeq and is a predicted model, not a curated record. The transcript is spliced from 11 exons. The coding region runs from base 135 to 1607 and encodes 490 amino acids.
CGGGGACGUGUUUCUUGUCCCGUCGAGUGUUUGACUGCUGGGAGUAAGAAACUUUCUGCUGACCAGGGGAAGCCAUAGCGAGAUAAAAACCGUCGACGGGUGUCCUGAAUUCUCCAGCGUCGUGAUAGACUGCAAUGAAAAUGAGUCUUCUUGAAAUCAGUGAAAACGUGAAGUUGGGCAGAGAAUUUGCCUUAUUGGGGAAUUAUGAUUCUUCGUUGGUCUACUAUCAAGGUGUGAUUGAACAGAUUCAGAAAUAUUUAUCCUCUGUCAGAGAUCCUACAUACAAACAGAAAUGGAAUCAGAUAUGGCAAGAGAUAAGUGAAGAAUGUCAGCAUGUCAAAGAGAUUGUGGCAACAUUGGAUGGAUUUAAACAUAACAGUUCUCCUUUGCAAACUAUGCGGCAUGAAGGGCCAGCAAAUGAUUUGGAAGUCUGGUCAUUGCCUGUGCCAGUAGAGCGCAAACCAUCACCUCACCCAAGGAAAAGACAGUCCACUCCAUGUAAUGACCAUAGAGCUCCUCAGAAAGACCGCCUAGGUGCUCCAGUUAAAGGUUCUACCCGUUCGGUAUACCGAGUAGGAAACAGUGAGAAAGUGAAAACAAGCAAAGGAAAGGAAAAGAAGGGGAAGGAUGACAAAGUAAAACAGACUGAUGUCUCUGAAAGUGAACCCAAAAAAUUUGAUGGCUCUGGAAGUGACCGGGAUUUAGUGGAAGCUUUAGAGAGAGAUAUAAUAUCUCAAAACCCAAAUGUUCGAUGGGAUGAUAUAGCAGAUCUGGCAGUAGCAAAAAAAUUGCUGGAAGAAGCAGUAGUUCUACCUAUGUGGAUGCCAGAUUUCUUUAAAGGAAUCAGACGACCGUGGAAAGGAGUUCUGAUGGUUGGUCCGCCAGGAACUGGAAAAACAAUGUUGGCUAAAGCUGUUGCAACUGAAUGCGGAACAACAUUUUUCAAUAUUUCUUCUUCAACGCUUACUUCCAAGUACAGGGGAGAGUCUGAGAAACUAGUCCGCCUUCUGUUUGAAAUGGCCAGAUUUUAUGCCCCAACAACCAUUUUUAUUGAUGAAAUUGACUCCAUUUGCAGUCGUCGAGGAACUGCUGAGGAGCAUGAAGCUAGCAGAAGAGUGAAAGCAGAGCUCCUCGUUCAGAUGGAUGGUGUUGGAGGUGCAUCAGAAAAUGAUGACCCUUCCAAGAUGGUUAUGGUUCUGGCAGCCACUAAUUUCCCAUGGGAUAUUGAUGAAGCUCUAAGGCGGCGGCUGGAAAAGCGGAUUUAUAUUCCUCUGCCAUCAGCAACAGGCAGAGAAGAGUUGCUGCGAAUAAAUCUGCGAGAACUGGAAGUGGCAGAUGAUGUGGAUGUCAAAAAAAUAGCAGAACAAAUGGAGGGCUAUUCUGGAGCAGAUAUUACUAAUGUUUGCAGGGAUGCCUCCAUGAUGGCCAUGCGACGUCGCAUUCAGGGCCUAACUCCUGAGGAAAUAAGAAAUAUCUCCAAGGAUGAAUUGCAGAUGCCAACAACCAUGGAGGACUUUAGAAUGGCAUUGAGAAAGAUUUCAAAGUCCGUUUCUGCUGCAGAUCUUGAAAAAUAUGAGAAAUGGAUUACUGAGUUUGGUUCCUAUUGACCAAUAUAGAUAUGUUUUAAAUAGUAACAGCUAAAUCACAAUGUUACCUCCGGUAAGAUAGAAGAUUGCCUUUUUAGCCACAGGCCAAAAGUAAUUGCCUUGAGUGUCCUAUUGACAAUUAUUGCGAUUGUGUUCUUGCUGCUUAUGUCUUUGACUUUUUACUUUAUUGAUUUUUUUUAUUUAAACCACAGAUAUCGCAAAACCAAAUGUUCUUGGAGAAUCUUGCCAUCAAGAUCUGUCAGAGAAUUCUAUUUAAUUCUAAACUUUGUUUUUCUCCAGCAGUGUUGAUUUGUUUUAGAGAAGUUUUUAUUUUACUCUUUACUGUUUCAUUUAUAACCAUGUUAAUAAGUGUGUUAAUGUAACAAUAUGGAAGGUUUCACUUUUAACUAUACCAGUUAGUGCAGCUCCCUGACACUAUCACUAUUCACUUUUAAAUAGAAUUGAAUGAAGUAGGGAAAAAUAAAAUAAAACAGUCAUUAAAUGGAAUUCUUUUGAUUAUUAUCAGAUUUUGACAGUGAGCUUCCCUCAAUCAUUUUUGUAAUUGUUUAAUUUCUAAUAAACAAAAUCUUUAAAGCACGAAUGUUGAACAGCAUGCAAUGUACUUUAAAGUACAGUGAGGGAAAAGAGGUAUCCAUUCCUUUUUCUCUUUCCUCCUUCACUUAUUAAACUUUCUUUCCUGCCCCUUCAUUUUGUCAGAUGAAGGACAUACACAUAAAGGUGGCUUGUAAAAUACAGAACAAUAAUAUUAAGGUAAAGGAGAAAAUUUGUCCCCAUUUUCAGAGAUAUUUAUAAUCAGCUAGUUUACAUUAAUUCCUCCUAUAUGCCAUCAGUUUUAAAAUUGAUCUCAAAAUAUGAAUUGAAAUGGAUUCACUGAUUUUAAAGUCAUGAUUGCAUUUUUGCAAUCAACACAUGUAGAUGGAUCAUUACUGUUGUUUGAAAGAUUGGUUACCCUCUAGCAGUGUUCCUGUUUAGACACUCAGUAGUAUUUCUCAGGUAUAAAAGGACUCAAUUGUUCGAUUUUUUUUCUUUUAUUCCUUAAUUUUUAAAAAUGAAAAUUUAUUUCCUCAGAUCAUGGGCAUUUUAUUCAACUGUGUUGCUUGCAUGGAGGUCCUACAGGGCACUGGCCUCUCUGCCAGCAAUAAUUACAAGCAAUCUAUGUAUGAACUACACUUUUUAUGGGGAUUGAAACAACGUGUUGGAAACGGACACGUUGUGAGUUGUUAGUUACAAAUAGUAAGUUCAUCUUUAAGUUGUCUCAGUUUACCAUUUAAGAAUUAGCAUGUUGUGGCAUGUGAAGACAAUUUUAGCUGAAAGAACCGUUAUAUGUCAAUAAAUGCUUAGACUGGUAUCACCCCUAUUCCUGAAUUGUUUGUUUUGGGCCUGGUUCAUUAGAUACAGGCAGCUAAUGCUGCACUGCACCAUGUCCCAGUUGAGCUGUGUACUUUUUUUUAAAAACUUCCUUGUUCAAAAUAUUGAAGUACCAAAUGAAGAAAUUUUAAGACUAGUUCUCCCCACUGUUGAGGCACGGCGUUAUAGGAGUAAGACGUUGGAAAUUGCAAUAAUUAAGAUCUUUAGACAUUUUAGUGUCUGCUUCUUUCUGAGUGGGCCUGCAUCCUAUGGCACAGUAGAGACUACUAGGUUUGUAAAAAAGUUCAGAUUAUUUUUAUCUUGACACUCAUACUGGUCUUAGAAUCUUCCAAUUCUGGAAUACUUGUAUGUAAAAAUGGGAAGAAUGCAACAUAACUUUUUUUUUGUUCUUUUGCCUUUCUAAGGUUCUGUCAGGCACAAAUGUUGGAAUUGUUCUUAAGAAAGUAUGUCAAGAUACCCUGCUCCAGUAGGGGGUCAGAGGUAUCUGAAACCAAGCUAAAUGUUCCUUUUAGCUGAUUUAUUUUCUGCACUUAACUUGCAUUUAUUCAAAGCUAAACUGCAGAAGAUUUUCCUUGCAUGCACAACCAGACUCUGAGAUAAUUCCCCAAUUACAUUUUAUAGUCAUGAAAAGAUGUAAGACUAUGAAAUAAUGUAUGGAGGUGGUAUAUAUUAAGUGUAAACUUGGUCAUGGUGUGUUGGAUAAAGUCAGUAUUCUGAAUUCAAAUUACUUUCAGAAAAUAGUUUGUUCAUCUAUAAUUCUGAGACCUUAAUUUUGUUUACCUGCCAGCUGAACAGUUACAAUCUGCUAGUCUAAUGUAAAAUGAAUUAAGGUGUGUUCUAAAGUAGUGUUUUCAGAAUUUUUACAGUUUUAAACAUUUAUACUUUACUCUGGAAAUGCCUUUUACUAUUUUAAUAAACAGUUUGAA